Messenger RNA from Brassicogethes aeneus, 1356 nucleotides. The record is from the annotation of a GenBank genome assembly. Lineage: Eukaryota; Metazoa; Arthropoda; Insecta; Coleoptera; Nitidulidae.
AUUUUGUGAAUUGUGACUUUAGGCACCGAUUUGACAGUUCGGUAACCUCAACAGCCGCUUUUAACGUAUUCUGUUAUUUUAUUGUUUUUUUCAAUUAAAAUCAUGUCAGAUUCCGACGAUUUGGAAAGUGCGUUGUUACUGGCGGCCGCAGAAUCGGAUUCUAGAAACAUCCAGCCAGAAAUCGAGGAAAAAACUGAGGAAUUUAUAGAGGAAGUUGUUGAGCAAAAAUCAUCUCCCAAAACUUUAAAGAGAAAAACUCCUGAAACUGCUGAAGAACCUAGCACGAAAUUACUGCAUAGCAAUGAAGGUUUUGCGAAGGUUGUGGCUUACCAUUACAAUCAAUUGGAGGAGAAGGGGCAAGCUGAACGGUCUAAAUCUCGUAUUGUGCAUUUAAGAAAUUUUCACAAUUGGAUUAAAAGUAUGCUGAUAUCGGAAUUUAUUUCGAAGAUUAGGGGCAGCAAAUACAAUGAACCCAUCCGUGUGUUGGAUUUGGGGUGUGGAAAAGGAGGGGACUUAUUUAAAUGGCAAAAAGCCAACAUAAAACAUCUGAUAUGCUCCGACAUCGCCGAAGUCUCCUUAGAACAAUGCAAACAGAGGUACACUGAUAUGAAGCAUAGAAAUAACAGAAAUCGUAACGGCGACGUUUUUUCCAUUGAAUACAUCCCAGCGGAUUGCACCAAAGCUAGGUUAAGAGAAAAAUACAACGACCCCUCGUUGAGGCUCAACUUGGUCAGUUGUCAGUUCGUGUUUCACUACAGUUUCGAGUCCUUACCGCAGGCAGAGAGAAUGUUUAUGAAUGCCGCGGAAUGUUUGCAACCGGGGGGUUAUUUCAUCGGCACCAUGCCCGAUUCAAACGAUAUUAUCGCUAGAGCGAAAAAAAACAACACCAGAACGUUCGGGAACGAUUUGUUCGAAGUGUCUUUGGAUUUCGAUACGAAUGAUCCCCCUUUGUUUGGGGGGAAGUAUCACUUUCAACUGGACGGCGUGGUGGACUGCCCGGAGUUUUUAGUGCAUUUUCCUACGUUCGUGGAGCUAGCCAAAAAGUACGGGCUCAAGUUGGAGAGAAAGGAAAAGUUCUACGAUUUUUACGAGAGAGUCAAGGAGGACGGAAUGCAGUUAUUGACGAACACGAGGAGUUUCGAGGCUUACCCCCCUCCGGAAGGCUCAAGCUUGGUGGGCACUGCCAAAGACGAUUAUUAUCAUGCCGAUGAGUAUUUGAAAAGUAAAGGGAACGUCCAAAUAGGAACCCUUUCGAAAUCCGAAUGGGAAGCUUCAUCUCUAUACCUAACUUUUGUGUUUGUAAAAGUAAAACCAACUUCAUGGAAGAGUGAUGGGACUCCAACUUACGAUAUUUAG